Messenger RNA from Uloborus diversus, 3639 nucleotides. Its product is annotated as serine-rich adhesin for platelets-like. Lineage: Eukaryota; Metazoa; Arthropoda; Arachnida; Araneae; Uloboridae. The record is from RefSeq and is a predicted model, not a curated record. The coding region runs from base 1 to 3639 and encodes 1212 amino acids. The transcript is spliced from 4 exons.
AUGGAAAAAAAUAUCAAUGCGAGCAACAAUGACCGGAUAGAGAAAAAUAAGACUAAUGUAAUCGCGGCCCUUGAAAACACAUCAACUUCUGCUGCCAUUAGGGAAGAUAAAGAAAACAAUGUGCAGGGCGCCUUACUCAGAGAUGAAACAUCGACAAGUGAUUCUGAAGAUUUGGAAAAUAACUCUACUAUGGAGUAUUCCAUCCAAGAAACUUCAACUCAAAGCACAAAAAGCUUGUCUCACAGCCAGAAUACUGAUAUUAUGAUGUUCCGGAAUUCGGAAAAAUCUGAAAACACAUCAGUGGCGUCUUCGGCCAUCAGUGAAAAUAAGGAAAACAAUGCACAGGACACCUUACAGAAGGGUGAGACAUCGACCGCUGAACCUGAAGAUUUGGUCAAUAAUUCGACUAUGGUCCAUUCCACCCAUGAAGCUUCAGCUCGGAGUAAAGGAAGCGUUCCAUAUCGCCAAAAUUCUAAUAUCAUAUUAUUCCAGAAUUCCGACGAAUCCAAAAACACAACAGUGCCUGCUGCAUUCAACACCGAAGAUGAAGAAAGAACUGUGCUUAAUACUUCACCACAACACAUCACCACAGAUAUAACAUCCACAAGUAAACCUUUGAAGUCAACUGAUUUGAUUAAAAAUUCUAUUUUCGGUAAUUGUACGCAUGAAGCUUCAAAUCAUUGUGAAAAUAGCGUGCCUCAAAAACAAAGUGGCAAUACUAUUGCAGCAACUGAAGUCCACUUCCAGUUCUCCCACAAUCGUGUUGGUGAAAAUUUGUACGUUUCAAAUGAUAAGAAUGAUUUUGCAAAUAAAGAUGCUGAGCAUGAAACCAAGCUAAAAAAUCCUUUAUGGCAAAAAUUUGACUUUUCUGAAGAAUUUGAGAAAGAUGAUGAAAAAAAUUUAGCUGCGAAAACAACUGAACCGAGCACUAAUUUGCAGAUAGCUGCUGAGACUACCGAAGUUGAUCAUAAGGAUACUAUUCAAAUUCUUUCAACAAAGCAAAAUUCUAACGACGAAAAACCACCAAGUCGUUCAGAAGACGACUCAGAAGUAAAACUUCGUCCUUUACAAACUUCUAAACUGACUGAUGGAACUGACAAAAAAUUUUGUUCGGAAAAUGCUUUAUCAGAGGAAUACCCAAGCCGUGAAAAUAUUUUCCAAUGCUCUGAGCAGCAAAAUAUCUUACCUUUCGAAAUUGAUCAAGAAAAUGUGCAAAAUACUACACCUGAAGCAUCUGUCUCUCUUGGAACGCAUGAUUUAAAUGAGGAAACAAUUUUGUUUCCAAAGCAACUGCCAGUUGCUGUUGCUGAAACAGAGUAUAGAGAUACUGAUUCAUCAGAGAAGUAUAUUUCAGUUCCGCAUGCAAUCGUUCCCAAAUUACAGAACGACGACGAUAUUGCGCAGAAGGACACCAAGAAGAUGAGCUCUCUGCGUUCUCAAUUGGAAACAGUUAGAGAUGUUCAAGCUAGUGACUGCAGCAGUUCUUCUACAGACGGUGCAGCAUCUAAAGAACACUUAACUCUAGGAGGAUCACAAAAUUUUGAAACCGAAGGAACAUCUAAUUCCAGAGAUGAACUAGUAAACCGUAAUUUCACUCCAGAAAUAUCUUCUGAUAAUCUCAAAAGUCUUAGGGAGAGCUAUAAGAAAUCAAAUAGGGAGAAACUUGAGCGAAAGAAUUGGAAAGUGAAAUGUAGAGACUACGUUAAGAAACAUAGAGAAACCUUUAGGGGGGAUCUGUUGUCAGAAACGAGAGAGAAAUGCUCUCCAAUUCUUGAAGAGGGAGAAACUUGUUUAGAAGCGUUUAACCGCAGAAGAGACGAAAAGUUUUUCCCUUCCACGUCCAAAGAGGAAACAAUAAGUCCCACUCUUGUAAGAGAGGGUUCAACUACUGACUGCUUUGAGGUUACUAAUGAGAAUUUUGUAAACAAAAGUACGGAAUAUGUGACUUCAAAGAAACAAGAAAAUAAUUCAGAUGACGCAACUGCUUUUAGAUCUUUAAGUGAGGAUCAAAACUGCAGUGAAAAUUCAAAUUUUAACAAGCAAGAGGAAAAUGAAUUUCGAGAUAUAGCUGUUGCAGAUGGUGCAAGCGCUUCAGGUGUGAAUGAACAUGGUCGUGCUUUUUCAUGUUUUAAGGAAGGAACAGCAAAUGAAAUGCGAAAAGUAGCCGAUGAAAAUGGUUCUGAUGAAGACCAAGUUUUAUUUGAGUACGUUUUAAUAGAUCUUACAAGAGAUGAAACAAGUGAUGAAGAUACCGAAAAAGAUAUUUUGAGUGAAAAUACCACUUCUGAGAGUUCAAAGGGAACCAGAUGCUCAAAUCCGGUGCAAAGUAGUGAUUUUGAAGUAGCAGAGGAAGUUUCUUGCAACUUUGAUGAUUGUUGUAUUGUUCUAGAACAAAAAAGUUCGAGAGCCUCCGGAUCAGAUUCAUUUCAGCGUUUGAAGGAAAAACUUGCUGCAGAUGUUAUUUCAAGAACAAGCAACAAGCCUAACGAGCCACGAGCUGAAGAUGCUACUUCAACGUCUUUGGAAUACCAUGAUGAAAUUUGUAUUUCCAAUGAUGCUAAAAAUCAAACUGUGGCUGAAAAAGGCUUAGAUGCAUGUGAUGCUGCUCUUGCUCAGCAAGUUCCUUCUUCUUCAGUCCGAGUUCCAUCCGAAUCCGACGAGCAAGAAGUUUUUCCAAUAGAAGAAAAUAGCGAUGUAAGAGCUAGGGUCAACUUUUCAUUAGAAAAAGUGAGUUCCAAUUCUAAGAGCCGGGAAACUCAGAAGUCGCAAAAUAAAAUGGAAAACGCAAGUGAAGGAGCGUGCGUUUCAAAGAGAAAAAUAUUAAAAAGAACCAGUGGUUUAAACAAGGAAAUCUCAGAGUUUCCUGUGAAGUAUGUAAGCUCUAGUUCUGAUGAAUCCCACAAGACUCAAUUAGACAUUAAUGUGAAAAAAGGAAACGAAAGCAGAUGUUUUUCGAAAAACAAAGACGAAAUAGAAAUUAUUAAACUAGGUGAUGAAGCUGAGACAGCUGAUAAAAAGGAACUGUCUGAGAAAGAAUCUUCUGUCAAACUACUUGCUUCAGAAAAUAACACAAACGAAAUGGAGAAUGAUGAUCAAGGAAGAACCAUGGAUUCUUCAAUUCAAGAAACAUCAGUUCCUGAAUGGGAAAACCGCAGGGUUACAAGAUCAAUGCAUAAGAUGCGCAACUGCAAAGUAGUACUUAACGAUAUUGGUCUAGAUGAGAAUGAACAUCUAAAGUUAACUUCUUCAGGUGAAGAUGAAAAAAAUCACCCUAAAUCGUUCAGUAUGGAAAAGUACUAUGCUAAUGUUCACUUAUCAUCUCCUGCUUCCCAUCCAAAUGAAAAAAAUCAUCCAAAAUCGUCCAAUAUGGAAAAGAAGUAUGGUAAUGUUCACUCAAUAUCUCCUGCUCGUCAUCAAAGUGAAAAGAAUCAUCAUCACCAAAAAGAAAAGGAAAUAUGCAACAAACUCAAAGUGACCAACAGUAUACAUCAAAAUGACGAAAAACAUAGUGCAGAAAAGGAAUCUGCUUCGGAUGGCUCAAAACUACUCACCGAUUCUCCUCAGAACUCUGGCAUGAACGUGCUUCUGCGUCAGGUAUCCAAAGCUCUUUCGCGCCAUGUAGACAUAGUUGCACCAUAA